This is a messenger RNA of Bacillus rossius redtenbacheri, 3890 nucleotides long. RefSeq names its product DNA (cytosine-5)-methyltransferase 3C (gene ADD1). The record is from RefSeq and is a predicted model, not a curated record. NCBI's taxonomy places the organism in Eukaryota, Metazoa, Arthropoda, Insecta, Phasmatodea, Bacillidae. Gene Ontology annotation, molecular function: chromatin DNA binding. The transcript has 5 exons. Gene Ontology annotation, cellular component: nucleus; pericentric heterochromatin. Gene Ontology annotation, biological process: replication fork processing; chromatin remodeling. Bases 448 to 3867 code for a protein of 1139 amino acids.
GUCUGACCACAGUCGUGAAUUGAACUGGUGCCCAACGUUUAUCUAUGCUGAUGCCAGACUGAACGUAUAAUACCCGUCUUAUCUUACUCUGAUGGGAACAUGUCAUUGCUGACAUUUGUGUUACUGACUUAGCGAGUGUAGCUACUGGCUAGUGAAAUCACAAAUAUCGGAAACCAGUAAUAUACCUAUGUAAUUUCGCGUGUUUGGCGCCUUUUUUAGUAUUAAUAUGUUGGUAGCAUUGGUCAAGUAGGCGUAUGUUGUUGCGGAUCGUUUCUUCUGUUCUUGGGUUAUUUGUGACAUGUAUUGUUGUACAUUUGUUUUUGUGUUUGAACACUUUGCGAAUGAAUAAAACAGAAAGUAUGGGAAAAGUACUUCAGUACCGUGUAAAGUUUAAUAAGCAUUCUGAAGUCUUUUAAUAUGUCGUUUUAAUCGAAAAAUUGCCUAAAAAUGGAGUCUGAGGACUUCAUCCCCAUGGAAUCUCUGUUGGAAGUGUCUCUCGUCGAAGGUGGGCAACAAAUAUGCGCCAAUGAAGGAAUUGAAGAAAUUACCAUCGAUGAGCCAGCUACAAAUAAUUUCUUACCUGAAGAACGUCAAACAGAUUCUUCCUCGUUCAUCGUGAUAGUGGAUGAUGGAGACGAGCCUCAAGAUGUGUUGGGAACCCCCACCAGUGCUGCCACUAUUGCAGCAAAGUUUUCACUCUCGUCACCUGUCAAUGCGGGUGGUGUUGCUGACGAAGCGCAACCUUCCAUGUUGUCCGCAGAGGAUGGAAAAAAUGACAAGUCGCAAAGUUUGUCCACCAACAAUCUCAUGGCUACCAGAAUCUCGGAUGAGGAGAAGUCUUUCUACAAAGAAAUGUUUAAAGACCCGUCGGCCGUCUGCAAGAUGCGCCUGCACUGCACUGCCUGCGACCGGCACAUGGGCCUGUCGACCAAGACGGUGGUGUUCAGCCACCGCAUCAUGCGGGUGCUGCUGUGCCAGCGCUGCUACCUGUUCUACGACACUGGCGAGUUCCAGCAGGGCGACGACGGCAGCGACAUGUUCUGCCGCUGGUGCGGCCAGGGCGGGCGGCUCAUCUGCUGCAGCCUCUGCAGCAACGUCUUCUGCGAGAAAUGCAUUUCUCGCAACUUUGGAACCACCCAGCUUCGUAGAAUCAAGAAAGCUGAUGAUUGGUUCUGUUUUGUUUGUAAUCUGAAGAGUUUGUGGCCGGCACGUGCAACGUGCGCUGAACUGAAAAAGGCAGUUGCCGAGUUGAAAAGAAAAUCUGCAGAAGUGAAGGCUAGAGAAGGAAAAGCACCUCCUUGUGUGGAUCUGAGCAAGUGCUGCAGUAGUGAAACCCCAAAAGUUAAAAUUAGCAAGGCCAAAGAAACUGUGGUGGCAGAAGAACAAAAGAAGCCAUUGGCAAUGAUACAACCUUUACCCAAGAAGAAAGUUUUGUCGCCUCCUGGUACUGCCCGUGAGGUUAACACCGUGAGCAACCACCAGGGGUACGUCACAGUUUCAUCCCGUGAGGCCUUGCGUGAAUCCCCCUCCCUUCGCGGUCAGCCAACGCUGUUGUGGUCACAACUGAAAACCAUGCAGCAGACGAAAACUACGCCAACGUUCAGUUGCACCAAGACGUAUCAGCGUACGCCUCAAAGGAGCGGCUUGAUACCAGCCAAAUUUCCUAGCAGUGUUGGUGGAACUCAGUAUUACACCAUGGCGCACGCGACCCCAGGUUCCCAGGCGAGAGUAACCGGCGCCACCACCAGCACGCCCCAAUCUGAUCUCCGCCACCGGUUCAUGAAGAUUGUAUCAACCCCUCACCCCAAACCUACCCUUCCCACUCCGCCACAGAAGCACUAUGUAACGAUCCAGCCCAGGCAGGCUCCACGGCAACAACCUCCGGGCACGGGACCGUCGUACCAAGCCGUCGAGCCUACGUUAAACUUUCCUAAUACGAGGCUCCUCGCGCCAAACCAAGUGUACUCCAUCCCUUCAGCAUACAUCAAGAGUGUUGUGAAAAACAGGCCCACGCUGUCGCAAAUUCCAGGCCAGGUUUUGAGGCCCGUGGCAAAUUUACCUUCUCCCCCUUCUCCCCCUUCUCCCCCAUCAUCCAAGCAGGAUUCGAGCAUUGAAAACUUCCCUGAACUACGACAUUCCAAUGAUGUGGUGGAUCAGAAGAAAGUGAAGACUAAGUGGUUUGUCUGUGGGUUUGAAAAAUUUGCAGGGGUGUCCCGCGUGCUUUGGUCCCACAUCCACAAACUGAAGGAAAGCUUUGCAAGUUUAGAGGCCAAAAAUGAUGUUCAAGGCAUGAAGGCUGCGGCUGGCGAGCUUCACCAUUUGUUGGAGGAGGCGGCAGCAAACAUGAAAGAUAUCGACAAGAUGGUCGGUAAAGAGUUUCGGGAUUGGUGCAAAUCUCUGAAGACUUUGCCAAAGCAGUCAAACAGUGCUCUUCUGGAAGUUAUUGACAUAACAAAUGAUGAGGAUUGCCCUAAGCCCGCAGAAGUUGUAGAGAUGGAAAUAACUCCUGACAUUGUUUCUCUUGGACCAUUCUCUGUUUCUACCGGUGACUUACAGUAUGUUGGGGAGGGACCGAAUACUUGUGCCUCUCCACCUCGAAAAAAUAGAAGUAAUUCUAACUUUGGUUCACCUCUAAGUACAAGUCCGAACAACGGGCAGAAGACCAAUCGGGCGGUAGUUUCGAACUUUCGUAGUACUGUGCUCGAUCAUGCUUACUCGGUUGCCGAGCCUGCUGGAACCGCCAGCAAAGCCUCGGAAGAAAACAACGUUACCUUGGACCUGGACAUCUGUUGCGAGUCUGAUGAAGAUGAUCACGAUAUUGACGGUACCAGCACGGGUGAGUCCCAAGUCAUAAAUUGUGAAGAAGACAAUUUUCGAGAAGCUAUUGAGUACAACAAUGACAACAGCCUGAAAGACAAAUUGUCGGAAGUGAUGAAUAGUAAACAAGUUUCUUUAGUGAGUGUGGGUGAUGGUAUGUGUUUGGAUGAAAUUACAGGAGAAGUUGCCCCAGACUAUGAAAGUUCUUUGAAGUCCACCUCUAAAGCUGACAGCAUAUCAGUUUUAAAGAGGAACCUAGGGAAGGGAAACACAGUGAUGACACAGACAGAUAGUGCAGAUGUUGUUUCGAGUCAUGCAUCUAAAGAAAAAAUUGCUUUUCGUGUCUGUGCUGAUGAACAAAAAGGCCCACCAGACAUUCCUAAAACUAGUAGUGUUACUGUGCAGACAGAGACAACUUUUGGUGAAAUAGCCUUGGAGGAAUCAAAGUACAUAGAACUCAAACGUGAUAUUGUGCAAACAUCUGAAAACCCAGUGAAACCAUGGUCCAAUGAAUUUGACAGUUUUCUGAAGAAGAUGGACGUAAGCUCAGAAGACGUCCCUUCAAGCAGCUCGGGAACAGUUACUGUUCCCACGUCGCCCAUUUCAAAGCCGAGUGACAGUGAUGAGCGCCUGCCACGACAGUUAACGGACACUCCAGAGAAAGUUAACCCUUCCGAGAAUCUACAGAGGCUGAAGGAAGCGGUGGAAAAGCCAGUGUUACAAAAAUGUAAAGUCAUCUUGGAUAAAGCAAAGUUGUCAGGUGAUUUGAGUGUUGCAUCUAAUACUUUGGCAAGCCCCAGAGUGAAAAUUAAAAAAGAAAAACCUGACUUUGUCUAUACUGACAGUGCUGUGUCGUCCAGGAGACGUAUGUUUUCUAACGUUAGCCAGAACUUACCUGCUCCGGAAAGCAUUAAAAGGAAAAGGCAUCUCAAUAACUCAAGUGAUUUUGAGCAUGUAGCAAAAAAAUUUAAAAGUGAAGUUGAUAUAAAAACUAAAUAUCCAGAAGUUACGAGCAAGCUGUGUAUUGUCAAAGUAGAGAGGUUAAAGUAGAAUAAAAACUGUCAUCUGUGAAA